UCCCCUGGGCCCUGCUCCCUGCCCUCCUGGGCAGCCAGGGCAGCAAGGACGGCACCCAGGGAGCUGCCCCAUGGACAGGGCCCCACAGAGACAGCACCGAGCCUCGCAGGAGCUGCUGGCUGCCAAGAAGACCCACACCUCGCAAAUCGAAGUGAUUCCUUGCAAAAUCUGUGGAGACAAGUCAUCUGGCAUCCACUACGGGGUGAUCACCUGUGAGGGAUGCAAGGGUUUCUUCCGCCGGAGCCAGCAGUGUAACGUGGUCUACUCCUGCACCCGCCAGCAGAACUGCCCCAUCGACCGCACCAGCCGAAACCGAUGUCAACACUGCCGCCUGCAGAAAUGCCUGGCACUGGGCAUGUCCCGAGAUGCUGUCAAGUUCGGCCGCAUGUCCAAGAAGCAGAGGGACAGCCUGCACGCCGAGGUGCAGAAACAGCUGCAGCGGCAGCAACAGCAGCAGCGAGGACAGGUGGCCAAGACCCCACCAGCGGGGGGCCAGGGAGCUGACCCCCUCGCCUGCCCCAUAGGGCUCCCAGAUGGGCAGCUGCCCCUGGGCUCAUCACCUGACCUACCCGAGGCCGCGGCCUGCCCCCCUGGCCUCCUGAGAGCCCCAGGCUCCGGCUCCUCCUACCCCAGCAGCCUGGCCAAGGCUGGGCCCGACAGGGCCUCGUACCACCUGGAAUACAGCCCCCAGCGGGGUAAGGCUGAGGCCAGCGGUGGCUUCUACGGCACAGGCAGCCAGCUGAGCCUGGAAAGAUGCGCACUUCACUUUGAAGACGCCAGGCCUCCUGGACUGGAGGAGCCAGGACGGGGCCCAGACACCUACUGUAGCCCCAGUUCCCACAGCGCCUUGGAGGCAUCCUAUGCCUCCCUGAUGGAGACUGAGCACCUGGUACAGAAUGUUUGUAAGUCCUACCGAGAGACGUGUCAGUUGCGGCUGGAGGACCUGCUACGGCAGCGCCCUAACAUCUUCUCCCGGGAGGAGGUGGCCAGCUACCAGAGGAAGUCCAUGUGGGAGAUGUGGGAACGCUGUGCCCACCGCCUCACCGAGGCCAUUCAGUACGUGGUGGAGUUCGCGAAGAGGCUCUCAGGCUUUAUGGAGCUCUGCCAGAAUGACCAGAUUGUGCUUCUCAAAGCAGGAGCAAUGGAAGUGGUUCUGGUCCGGAUGUGCCGGGCUUACAAUGCUGACAACCACACAGUCUUUUUCGAAGGCAAAUACGGUGGCAUGGAGCUGUUCCGAGCCUUGGGCUGCAGCGAGCUCAUCAGCUCCAUCUUUGACUUCUCCCGCUCCCUGAGUUCCUUGCGCUUUUCUGAGGAUGAGAUUGCUCUCUACACGGCCCUGGUCCUCAUCAACGCCAACCGUCCGGGGCUCCAAGAGAAGAGGAAAGUAGAACAGCUACAGCACAACCUGGAGCAGGCUUUUCAUCACCAUCUCUACAGGACUCACCGCCAAGGCAUCCUGGCAAAGCUGCCGCCCAAGGGGAAGCUUCGGAGCCUGUGCAGCCAGCAUGUGGAAAAGCUGCACACUUUCCAACAUCUCCACCCCAUCGUGGUCCAAGCCACUUUCCCUCCACUCUACAAGGAACUCUUCAGCACUGAAAUCGAGUCACCUGAAGGGCUGUCCGAGUGACCUGAAGAACGGACUCCUUUCCCUCCCCUUGAGCCUACUGGCCCUCUUCCCUGGAUCUCCUCCCACCUUCAUAUUUUUCUUACCUGUGCCCCGGGAGGGUGGUCUCCGCCUAUUCUCUAGGGAUGAGCAAUUGCUGAGACUGGCUUUCUGCCCACAGGCGUGCCUGGCAGUGGGCCAAGAGCCAGAGGGUGGUGAUGAAGGAACACCAUCUCCAGCCUCAGCGUUGUUGCAUCUGCUCUCCCAUGACCCUUCACCCCCAGCUUCUGAGAGGCCUGGGGUGGCACAUAAGGACCUCUAGGAGGACCAUGGUGUCCUCAGGACACCAGGAGAAUCCAGUCGACUCUGGGCUCAGAAGCUAAGAAUAGGACUUUAAAAUACCUCAUUGCAUUUCCCUGUGGGCUUUGGCUGGGGAUAUGUGUCAAGCUCAGAGACAGGCAGCUGGAGCCCAGAAGGACCUGUAUAUAACAUGAAUCCAGAUCUUUAGAUUUUCUGCCUUCCCCCUUCCUCUCAGCUCAGCAAGGAAGUGGUUGGGCGCCCUGCCCUUUUCCCGGGGUCUAAAAAAAAACUAGAUAUGUGGAGGAUAAGGAUGGGAUGGGGGGAUGGGGCUGGGAUAAUUUUUUUUUUUUUUUUUUUAUGGAAUUUGGGUAUAGGGAUAGAGUACAAUGGAGGCCAAGAGCAUCAUAGAUAGAAUUAGAACUCAAGUCUCUUAUGUGCACUUUAGAAAUAGACUUUAGGGGUCAGCGCAAAUCUGAUGGGAGACACACAUCCACAUGCAGGUGAAACACAAACACUCACAAACUCAAACUGCAAUUAUGCGUCUCUGUAGACUCAUUUAAUCUGACACAAUUUUUGUCUUCUUUGAGGUCACAGCUCAGAGGCACUUGUGGCCUCAGGGAAAAAGUCCCGUCCUGAGGGACCCCAGAACAUUUUCAUGGUACACCAACCUUAGACUGGGGGAUGCCCAAACUCAAUCCCAGCCCCAGCUGUCUUCUAGCACAAGGAACCCCAAAAGAAGAGACGGCUGCGCACUGGUCAGCCAGAUGCCCCAGACAGACCCUUGGAAGAGUCCUCCUGUCAUCAUGGAGAAAGAAGCCAGACACAAUUUCAUCCCAACUCCCGCAGGGAGGAGACCAGGGAACAGGACACACACCUGUUUUUCUGGCUGGGAUUGUGCCCCUGAACUUCUCUUGGCUUUACAAAUCGCUGUGAGCCCUCCUCUGAGGGAUAAACAGCAAGUGAUGUGGGGGUGUUGUGUUCCUCUCAGGGGAGGGCUUUAGCUGGCUAAACAUAAACCCCAACUUGGGCUAUUCUUUAUAAAAUGA
Messenger RNA from Canis lupus familiaris (dog), 2949 nucleotides. RefSeq names its product RAR related orphan receptor C (gene RORC). Gene Ontology annotation, cellular component: nucleus. The coding region runs from base 71 to 1627 and encodes 518 amino acids. The transcript has 11 exons. The record is from RefSeq and is a predicted model, not a curated record. Gene Ontology annotation, biological process: regulation of transcription by RNA polymerase II. Lineage: Eukaryota; Metazoa; Chordata; Mammalia; Carnivora; Canidae. Gene Ontology annotation, molecular function: RNA polymerase II cis-regulatory region sequence-specific DNA binding; nuclear receptor activity; zinc ion binding.